Messenger RNA from Pocillopora damicornis (cauliflower coral), 4639 nucleotides. RefSeq names its product solute carrier organic anion transporter family member 4A1. Gene Ontology annotation, biological process: transmembrane transport. Gene Ontology annotation, molecular function: protein binding. Gene Ontology annotation, cellular component: membrane. Lineage: Eukaryota; Metazoa; Cnidaria; Anthozoa; Scleractinia; Pocilloporidae. The record is from RefSeq and is a predicted model, not a curated record.
AUGUCGUCUCUCAGAAUCAUCUGGAAGUAAGUUGUUCACUGGCGAAUGAACGUUUCUCGAUAGUACACCCUUAAAGUGUUGUAAAAAUUCAUUUGUUAAUUCGCUUUAAAGUGGUGAUUCACUCGCUAAGGGCCAUGUUUUUCUCCUUAACGUUGACAUAUAAGCGGUAAAUUCUAUCAUUUUUCUGAAUAUGGAAGCUGACGAAGUGAAGCCUGACGAGAGAGCUUUAUUGUGCGGCUGGAGAUCGUUUAGGCCUAAAGUUCUUCAAAGACUCAACACACCAAAAUGGUUUCUUGUGUUUCUCACCAUAUACUCCUUCAUGCAAGGUAUGAUUGCGACAGGUCUAACGGCUGCUGGUCUUACUUCGCUGGAAAAGAGAUUCAAACUAACCAGCAAGCAGAGUGGUAUGAUUGUUGCAGCAAAUGACGUCUCCGCACUGAUUCUUAUCAUCUUCAUUAGUUACUUCGGAGGUCACAGGAACAAAGCCCGCUGGCUGGGCAUAGGAGCACUGGUAACUAGUCUGGGAUGUUUGAUGUUCGCCUUACCUCACAUCCUUGUAGGCAAGUACACCCCUCUUAAAGUUGAGACGAGUGGAAGCGAACAAACGUGUUGGUUCAAUAGUACCAAGAUCCCUAAAGAUGACACUGCGUGUGCUGAAGCCAAAGGUUAUACAGCUUGGAAGUAUAUGCUGGUGUUUGUCGGGGCGAAGCUUCUUUUAGGGGCAGGAACCACCCCUUUGUUUACACUUGGUCCGGCUUAUAUUGACGAGAAUGUGAACCCAAAGGCGGCGCCCAUGUAUCUUGGGGUCUGGUUUAUAGCAACUUUCUUUGGUCCUGGAAUUGGUUACGUUGCGGGAGGGUCCCUUCUUAAUGUGUGGGUGGACUUAAUUCAGCCUCCCGGAGUUGACUUGACGCCUGAUGAUCCUCGCUGGAUUGGGGCCUGGUGGCUAGGGUACUUUUUCGGGGGUCUAUUACUGUUAUGUACCUCUAUAGCACUUCUUGGUUACCCCAGAGAGAUGCCAGGAGCCCGUGAACAAAGAUUGGCCGCCAUUAGGGAAGGACUUUUACCGCCUAGCGACGAGCACAUUCAAGGCCGACUGAAGGAUAUUUUACCAGCCACUAAAGCUAUCCUUACAAACAAAGUGUUCAUGUUCAAUACUUGUGCAUUUUGUUGUACAACUCUCAUUGCAACAGGCUUGGGGCCGUUUGUCUCCAAGUUUAUCCAGUCGCAGUUUGGGAAAUCUUCCUCGACAGCAGGAAUCCUGUCAGGUAUUGUCAUCAUCCCAGGCACUGCCGGCGGUAUAUUCCUGGGCAGUUACCUGAUCAAGAGAGUUGAUGUGAGACGGUCGUGUAAGAUAGCUGCCAAGUACUGCUUUAUCUUUCAAUUUAUCGGUACCUGGGCUGUACUUACUUUUCUAAUUCCCGGUUGCAAGACGACACUGCUCGCUGGUAUCAGUCAUCCUUACAACAACAGAACUCUUGUGGAUAUAAACAAAUCUUCACCUUGUAACAACCUGUGUCACUGUAACAGCCUUGAGUAUGACCCCGUGUGUGGAAUCGAUGAGGUGUCCUACUUCUCACCAUGCCAUGCUGGCUGCACUAAAAGAACUAUUAACGAGGGAUUGAAAAGAGUUACCGACAGAGAGAUGUAUGAGAACUGCCGUUGUAUUGCGCCUCAAGAUAGGACCGUUCGGCAUGGUUCUGCUCUACAGGGAACAUGUGACCGAGACUGUAAGAAUUUGAUUCCAUUUCUGUUCGGCGCUGUGGUGUUACUUACCUUCAAUUUUAUGAAUGCCACGCCCAACAAAACUGUCGUGUUGAGAUGCGUACCAGACAAUCAACGGACAUACGCUCUAGGUCUUCAGUGGCUAUUUCUGUGUAUGUUUGGUUCCAUGCCUGGUCCUGUAUUAUUCGGUGCAUUUAUUGACAAGACCUGUAUCUUGUGGGAAGAGACGUGUAGCGGCAGAGGCAGCUGCCUGGAGUACAACAACGAACUUCUUAGCUAUUUGUUGGUAGCAGCAGGCCUGUUCUUUCAGAUUCUCUCAACGGCUCUAUACUUUGGUUCGUGGUUCUUCUGCAAGUCAAACGACCCUCUCACCCCCAAUAUACCCGAUGUAGAUGAUCCAGCCUCGUCUCAAACUCGCCUCAGUCCUCCACAGACACCAGUGCCUGGUUUUGAAUUCCGCCUACAGCGCCGAGCAGCUGGUCAGAAGACUCAUCCAGAGGGAGAAGCUCUUGCAGAAGCUGAUCGUGACAGAGAAAACUCAUCCCCAGUUCCUGGCUUCGCACGGUAUGAAGCUGAUAAUGACAGCGUGUUCCUAUCAUUUAGGAAUGCAGGUGAAGAGAGCCAAAAUAGUUUUCUCUCAAUCGGUCAGAUUGAGUCUUCGAUUUGAGAUAAAUUGUACGUUGUGUUAAAACAGAUACAAAUUUUAGGUUGUAUUUUCACAUUGCAAUUGAUAAAUUAGCACUCAAAGAAGAAAUCCAUCGAUGUAUGAAAAAAAAAUAAUUUCCUAACGUUUUCAGAUUCUCGUACAUCCUUCUUCUUACUAUUUGUAAGAUCUCAAUUGUAAAAGUCAAAUUUUUAGAUCAAAAACAAGUCCACAAGAUUCUCGCCAAUUAUCAAAACAUAUUUGAAGAAAGAAAAAAACAUGACGUUUUCUUGGCAUUUUGUUCAUCUACAGUAGCUUUAUAACCGGUGCUUGGUCAAACGAUGUUUGUUCAUAUCGAACUUACUAACCACCCGUUCUUUCAGGGGGUUUUGAAGGGAAACCCUCUUUUAGCUCACUUGGUUUCGAGUGAGGCCUAGGUAUGGUAAAUUAAAACAAAUUAUUCGUGUCAUAAAAAGAUUGUCCAACACGAUCAAUUUGAUUUUAAAUCGAAUUAAUUGGUCAAUAACACUUAAAAUGGUAAAUAAAAAUAUUAGAAAUUAUUAGAAAGAUAGAGUAAUUAUUAUAUUGAUGUCGGUAGCACAUCAUGUAUUUCGUUUUUUCAAUUUUGUAUUUUUUACUUUAGUUAUUGUUCUAUUUUGAGGUUUUGUUAUCUUGGUGGGAUUGACAAUCCGGUUUUAUAAAUUUACCUAUCGCCUUUUUUUAACAAUGCUUAUCAUUAAAAUUAAAACUUUCUCGAUUGUGAUUGGUUUAAAAAAACUCCUAUUUGCCUCUAAUUCACGUGCGGAAAGUUUGUUAUUGGACAGUUCAAUAAGCCAAUCACAUUCAAAGAUGUAGAUUAAAUCAACCAAUCCAAAGUUGUAGUUUGAACCUUGGUUUCAAUCAGCUAAGAAACAGUAUACAGAAUCUAAACUGGAGCUUUCUCCAAAAUGAAGAAUUUUUUCCAAUUUUGGAGCGACAUUUAACAAUUUAUACUCUUUGAUCAGUUUUUCAAUGCAAAUUUUCCCUUUCUGUCAUAACUUGGCUAUUCUUCUAUCUCGGAAAUUGUAAUUUUUAUGAUUAAUUGGUAACAAGACUACGCGUUGUCCAAUUCAGUCUGCAAUCAUACUCGUGAUAAACAAAUCGCACUCCCGCUGCGCGGCAGUCCGAUAUUGUUUUCACUCAUAUGAUUACAGACCGAAUUGAUCUCCACUCAGUCCUAUUGAUAAUACAUAUUUACCAGUUUAUUUUUGAUACUAGUAACAGUUUAGGUUCAGAUAGGUAAGUGAGGGUGUGUCAGUGAGGCGUGAUAUCUCAAGAGUGGUUAUUUUUUUUUCUAAAAUCUCUUUUGGGUAGUAUGGAGCAUCAUAUUCACUGUUUUAAUUCAUCAAUACUGAGCUUUAAGAUGAUUUAAAUAUCACUAAAGUGCGUUGAAAUUCUUAAAAUUUGGAUUCAAUUUCCUUCACCCCUAGGGCUCGUCAGGGGUUCUUGUGCUGGAAAUAAACUUGAUAUUUUUGACGGUUAAUUCAAUAGGUGAAUUUUUUUUUCUACUGCUCUAUCAUUUGCAUUUCGAAAACUGCAAUUUGUGAUUUCGUGGUUUUCUGUACAUUUUUUUACUUUCCAAUCUUUAAAGGACUUUCAUUUACUUUGUAGAAUUUGUCACUGUGUAUAGAACCUAUGGGAAAACAUCGUACAUUGCGAUUUAGUGAUUAAUAGGAAGUUUUCUUGUAUUUUAACCUUCAUGUAAGCAAUUUCAAUAAUAUUGUUAAUGAGUAAAGCACGAGCCUGCAUUAUUAGCGUGUGUUAUUCACUGAAAAAUGGUCCUGUCUCUGUAUUAUCUUACUGGUCAAAAGUAACAGAGAAUGUUCAUAGUUUUUUUCUAGUUAUGAUAUUGUUUUUUUCCUUGGAUUUCUAAUUUUUUAAAAACGCGCUCGUCGAUAACGUGCUGGUUCACUGUUUUCAUGGCCUAAUCUUUCUGUCGUCUCUUUGAACUUCUGGCCACUUAAUUUUUUGUUUCACUUCGGGCUCUAAGUGUGGAAUACCGCUAUCACGCCAUAUCUAAGGCUCGUGCUUUUCUUGAGUUCAAGUUUACUGGUUUACCUGAGGUUCAAGUCAGUGGUCUUGUAUGAAGGGCAUGCGCGCCGGCGCGUUGGGCCUCUCGGCCACUUGUCUUGUACACCUUUGCUACCAGGAAAUGGCUCAAAUUAUUAGGUUUUUAUUCAGUUGUUUUCUACAAGUUGAUAAAAUAAAAGUAAACUUCCCUACCAAGACAUU